AAUGAAUUAACUGUAAAGUGUAGAGAACGAUAAAAUAGAUUUAUAUUGAUGGACGAUUUGAGUGCUAAAAUUAAGUGGACACAAGAACUUUCUUUCAAUAUAAAUUAAAUGUGUUAACGUUCAAUUUUAUCAAUAUUCUUGCAAUUAUUUUUGUUCUUACGAUAUUAUUGUCAAUGGAAGCGAAAGCACUUUUCUUAACCAACUGAUUCACUUCAGGUUCUAAAUAUACGAAACGUAAGAGUUAUUCGGACUUGCAUUAUUUCCAAUUACAGCCGUAAAAUGGUGACAAUAAUCUAUUCGUUGUUAUUAUGGACUUUUCUGUUAUGUUCCGUGAAUUGUGAAUACAAACCGUGUCAAUUACGAGAAUAUCCAGAUGGAUUUGUGUGCGUUUGUAAUGAAGAUUAUUGUGAUACAAUGGAUGUGAAAAAACCGCAGAAAUUUGGUGAUUUCCUGACCAUUUCAUCGACAAAAUCUGGAAAAAGAUUCGAGGUGAAUAAGGGACGCUUCAAACCGAAGCCAAUCGAACCGAAUGUCAGACGAGUCAGACGUUUCUCGGAUUUGUUUCGCACCAAACGUAAUACAAAAACAACAACGGUUGAAUCACUUUCAUUGACCAUUAAUCUAAAUAAGACGUAUCAGAAAAUGGUUGGAUUUGGAGGCGCCUUUACAGGGACGGUAUCAUAUUUAUUUGACUCGAUGCCAGAAUCGUUGCGGCAUACACUUUAUCGUAACUAUUAUGCACCGGACGAAGGAAUCGGAUAUACAAUGAUGCGGUUACCAAUAGGUGGGUGCGACUUUGACCAGAGUCCAUGGGCUUACAAUGAGUACCCGAUCGAUGACCGGCAACUGUCCAAUUUUACGCAAUUGGAUCCAAGAGAUGUACGGCGCAACGAACAGAUAAAUGUUAUUAAAAAAGUGGCGAACAUUGAUUAUAUCAAAUUGAUAGGAGCUGCAUGGAGCCCGCCAAAAUGGAUGAAAACUAAUAAUGCAUGGUCAGGCUAUAAUGCGCUUAAAGAGGAAUUUUAUCAAACGUGGGCCGAUUAUCAUGUACGAUAUUUAGAUUUAAUGGCCGAUGCAAAUAUGACAUUUUGGGGACUUUCAACUGGCAACGAGCCACUAAAUGGUGAAAUUGGAUGGUUUUUCGUUCAUUUCAUGAGUUUGGGUUGGAUGCCAGGGAAUCAAGGAAAAUGGAUUGCGGAAAAUUUGGGUCCAUCACUUUUGGAAAAGUCAAAAUUUCGUGAUUUAAAAUUAUUUGCUGGCGACGAUCAGCGUUACACAUGGCCUUGGUGGUUUGAACAUUUGAAUAAGAGUACAUUUGAUGGAAAGUCCGCAAUGGAUUUUGUUUCGGGUUUGGCCGUUCAUUGGUAUUGGGAUCGCUUAAUUUCGCCGACAUUGCUUGAUCAUACACACGAAAAAUUCCCAGAUAAAAUCCUACUGAACACUGAAUCUUGCAUUGGUGACAAGCCUUUCGAGAAGCAUGGCCCAAUUUUAGGCUCAUGGCCACGAGCUGAGCGCUAUGCACUGGGAAUGAUUCAGGACUUUCAACAUUAUGUUGCUGGCUGGAUUGAUUGGAACUUAUUGUUGAACGAACAUGGAGGACCUACUUAUACAAUCUAUAACACUGUUGAUUCUGCCGUUAUUUUGAAUACAACCACUAAAAAUGAAUUUUACAAACAGCCAAUAUUCUAUGUGCUGGCGCAUUUUUCAAAAUUUAUACCGUCGGAUUCAGUGCGCAUCGAAGCAGAAUUGAGUGGUUUUAGAGCUUUUAAUAUAAAAACUGUUGCAUUUCUAUGCCCAGAUAAUAGUGUAACUGUCAUUCUUUACAAUCAUUCCGAUAAAUUGCGAAUAGUCGAUUUUACAGAUGACUUGCGUGGCUCUUAUGAAUUUCGUUUGGAGCCACGUUCAAUUACGACUUUUGUAUAUGCAUAAAAUUAACGUUACAUUUUCAAUGUAAAAUGACCAAAAAAAUGAUUGAAUUCGAAGAUUUUUUAAGGAAAAAGAAACAAAUAA
Contarinia nasturtii (swede midge) is the source of this 2010-nucleotide messenger RNA. Its product is annotated as lysosomal acid glucosylceramidase-like. Lineage: Eukaryota; Metazoa; Arthropoda; Insecta; Diptera; Cecidomyiidae. Gene Ontology annotation, biological process: glucosylceramide catabolic process. The coding region runs from base 280 to 1929 and encodes 549 amino acids. The record is from RefSeq and is a predicted model, not a curated record. The transcript has 6 exons. Gene Ontology annotation, molecular function: glucosylceramidase activity.